Molecule: messenger RNA, 7620 nt
Organism: Sitophilus oryzae (rice weevil)
Lineage: Eukaryota; Metazoa; Arthropoda; Insecta; Coleoptera; Curculionidae
Gene: Epg5
Product: ectopic P granules protein 5 homolog
Exons: 36
Coding region: 170-7474 (2434 amino acids)
Biological process (GO): autophagosome maturation
Cellular component (GO): cytoplasm
Source: RefSeq, a predicted model, not a curated record
AUCUGUGACUAAAAAUAAACAUACUAUGCAUAAAAGUAAAUUUAUUGCGUUUGUUUGAAAACAUUUAACAAGUACAUUAUACAUUAGCAUACAAAAUAAACAGAUUAACAUGAGAUUAUCCAUUGGAGGAUUGUAGGGUAUAGCCAGACAUAAUCAUUCGUUUAUAACAAUGGAAGUUUUAGUGGAACGUUCAAAGAAGAGGAAAAAAACCGCUUGCAAAGUGGCUAAGGAGGACGCGGAAGAGAGCAAAACUUCAAAAGAUCUGAAAGUGACAGAAGUAGAAAAAGAAAAUGAAGAAUGUUCAAGUAAAGAUUCCUUUUUAAAAAGUCAUGACCAGGACAAUACGCACCAGAAAUCAAAAGAAAAAGUAAUAGAAAAUACCAUAUGUGCAAGAGAAACUAGUAUUUCUAAGGAACAGGAAACUACCAAACCAGACAUAUUACAUUCCACAGGAAGUUUGAAAAUUUCAGAACAACACUUAAGUCAUUUAACUAUGGCAGCAGCAGAGGAUAAAACAAAUAGUAAUAAAAUAGAUGACCUCAACAAAGAUAUGUCUAAAAUACUAAGUUUAGAUCAAUACCUAAAUACAAACAUUAAAAUAUUAAAAACAAUAGAAAACAUUGAUUCAUUGCCAUCAAAAAUUAAUUCUCUUUCUCUUGAUGGUAAUCGCACAGUACAGUCGGAAUUUAAGAUCCAAAAAUUGGAUAUUAAGCCUUACACUGAACAACAGUUAAGUUCUUUAUAUUCUAAUACAGAACUGGAAAGGUUAGAAGAUUUUCAGACGAGGUAUAUAGAAGCUGAGCUUAAAUGUUUGUCUGUAAAGCAGCAUUACCUCUAUGAACUGCUUACGAAUUAUUUGAAAGUCAGGGAAAAGAUAACUGGAAAUAAACUAGAGUUAGAUCAGCUACGAAAGGAAUAUAGGGAUUUACAAGGUAACCUGUGGACGUUAGAGACAGCUUCAGUUACAGGAAGGGCAGAGUGUCAAGAUGGACAAAUUGUCUCGGCUAGCCAUAGCUACAACAAGAGCAUAUUACAUAGAUCUGUUUUUCAAAGCAUUACAAGAUUAUUAAUGAACAUACAAAAACUGGUAUAUGAAAAUCAUAUUCUUUUUACCUAUUCAGCUGAGGAUUUGAAAUUGCAGAUUGAAUUGUACAUACAGUCUGUUAUACACAAUGUCAGGUCUGUGACAAAUUUAAACUUAACUGAACCAGUCUCCUUAUCAAUGCAGUCGGAGCCGAAUCAUCUGCAACCCUAUUUCAACGAAGUGAGACUGUGCAUAUCUGUGCUUUUCGCGUUUCAAAGAAAAAUAAUCCGAGACAGCGUUUUUUUAACAGAAACAAGGGAAUGGUUGUCACAGUUGAUCACAGUUCUGUUGAAAAUUGCAAAUUUCCAGGACCAUCUCUUUUUGAUAAAUCACAUUUUGAGAUGUCCUGCUGGCGUGGGAUCGUGGGGUUCAUCCUUUAUUCAAGUUCCUUUAAAUGUAGACUCUGCAGAUCAACCUUUUGCCAACUUUCAAGUAAAUCAUUUGCUUGCAGUCUUGUCGGUCGUUUUAAGUCCAAUUAAAGAGAGGGACAAGUUUUUGAAAGAUAUAUCUCAAAAUCAGAAUGUUAGUGGCGAAGCAGUUUGGGUUUUGAUUGAUUCUGAUGGCGAAGAGGACGACGAGAAUGCUGGAAUUUCGUUAAAGGAAAACGAUUUAGUAGCAUUAUUUAACCAGUUACCUUUAGACGACCUAUUCAGAUGCUUGUUACUGAUCCGACGAAAGGAUCAACAGGACUUUUAUGAUGUCCGUUUAUGUAAUGAACAGCAUAUAUUAAGGUACUUUGCUUUUUCCACUGUGUUAUUGAGAUUAUUACACACCGGUUUACAAACCUAUAACCAGGGCAAGUACAAUCAGUUUUCUAAAAGGCUCUGUCGACUUAUCAGACAUGUUGUGCAGUAUGCUACAGAUCAAUUAGAGCAGUUCAUAAAGGUAGGCAACUAUACAGAUUACGCCAUGAUCGAGCGAUUGCAAUGCGAAUACGACUCGUUCUUUUUGCGUGCCAUAUUUACUUUGUACUCGUCCCAAAAACUAGGCGCUUGGCAAUUUUUAGCUGUCGUACCGUACAAUAUGGUAACUGUUAAAAUUUUGUGGAAAAUAUUCUACUUUUUACACGUGUCCGAUAAACAAAGUCGGGACAUUUUAAAUCCCAUGACGAAUAGCGAUUACCGUGACAAAUUGUGGGAGAGAGACUGUAGAGAACAGUUUGAGGAAAAGCUGGAGAAACUAGAAGACGCGGAGGUGUAUUAUUUAUUAAAUACAUACGCCAAUAUGGCUCUGGCGAGAUCUAACGACGAUAUGGAAUUUAUUCUAGCGGCUACAAUGGAUCUCUUGCAAGUAGGAUUUAUAAGUAAAUCAACACGAGACGCUUGUUCAAAAUCGGCCAGAAUUUUACUGACACAUAUAACAUCAAAACAUCCCCAUUUGAUUUCGAGUGUAUUGCGUAAAGUGAAAGAUAAUCUAGAAAAUAUUGACGAAUUAGUGUUAUAUUUGUACGAGGAAAUUCCAUUGUCAGUUUGGAUAUUGUCAGAUAAAGAUUUUGAAAUUAUUGCAGGAUUACUAUUAUAUAACACUAUUAAUGACGUUGGAACAAAAUUAGCUAGAAUGAUACUUUCGAGGCUCAGUUGGGACUUACAGCCAUAUGAGAAACAUUGCGAUACAGCGAUUCUUGUUUUAAAGGCUGUCAAUCAAGAACAAGGAUAUUUACAGUGGGGUUGGCAAACUAUUUUAAGACUGAAAUUACAUAUUAGUGAUAAACACUUCACAGAAUUGGGAAAAAUAGAUCAAUUGGAGAAGUUUGAUAUACUUUUAAAAGGAAUCAGUGAUAAUCAUCCCUUGGCUGGAUUUGUUGCAGUUUUAAUGACAUCGUGGGGCCAUCUAGUUCCCCUGAUAUGCAGUCACGGUUUAAAUCAAAUACUUAAUUUACAAAUUAACCAAAAACACGAAGCUGCCUUGUUCGCACUCUAUCAAAUAAUUCCCAUAUUUAUUACCAGCCAGGAAUGUAUCAUAAAUUGUGCAAAGUUUCAGGAAAUUUUAACGAACCUAAUCAAUGCGGAUCGAGGAUAUAUUUCGUACGCGAAAAGUUUUAUUCUCACGCAAAACACGGUUUUACAACAGUUCGGAAAUAUGAUCGAAACACAGAUUGUAAAUUACGUAUAUUAUGGUUUGAGUACGCCUAGAUUAUUGACUAGGUUGUGGAUGAAUUCCUUGAUUUCAAUACCCAACUGGAAUAAAGACACCGGCAUACUAUAUUUGUUGGACAUAAUAAUUAAAGCCGCAUUUUUUUACAAGGAUUCCUUAGAGAUAAUCUACGAAACCCUAAGAGAAUUAUAUCAAUGUGGAACUCCGCAAGAAUCUGCAUCUAUUAUCAAUAUCUUCAGAAGAAGUAACCCCGCAAUAAGUAUUCUGCCCAAUUCCUUAGCUAGUUAUCCUUGGCUGGCGUAUGUUUUUCUCGAAAUAGAACAUCAAGAACGAGAAGUGCGAUCCGGAUUAUGGACGGAAGUGCUGAUCCAAUUGUCUAAACAGAAAGGAAAAAUUAACGUGGAUAAUGCGAUUAAGAAAUCCGCUUCCGUUGUAAAAGUAACGCCAUUUAGUUCCUCUUGGUUAUCUAUAUAUAGAUGGGCUCAAGAAUCUCUAGACACACCCUUAGACCAUCCACUGUUACCUCUUUUAUGGCAAAAGUUUUUUACAUUAUUCUUAUCAAGAAUUCCAUAUACAAGUGCUGCAGAUAAAGUUUGUGUCGGAGAAAAAUUUUUUGAUGGAAUAAUAAACUUUACCUUUUUAAAAAGAGUGAAAAGACGACUCCUAGAGGUUGUAGAUUUUUACAGAAACAAGUAUGAAAAUGAGGAUACCGAAACAAGUAGAAAAGAAUUUUAUAAAUCUUGCUUUGGUUUGUUCCAAGCAUAUUUGUUGUGGCUGGAGGAACCACGGUUACAGGAUGGCAAUCUUUUGUUACAAAAUUUACCGCCACAAUACAAACCCGAUCUACUAUCUCGAAUCGUUGAAGAAAAUAGUAAUACUCCGUGGUAUGAAUUUCUUGAUAAUGAUCAGAUAAGAAAAGACCAACAGAAUUGUAUAAAAAUGUGGCGGGUAGCUAAUUUUCGAGAAAAAAAUAAUGUCAAUCAACCUUUAUCUAAUGCCGGUGUUGGCAUGGAGAGCACAGAUCCUGAAGAAAGAAUCCUAAGACGGUUAUCAUCUUACGAGAGUCCUAAGUGUCCACCAAACUUUAAAAAUAAGGCACCUAUACUUCCCCAAGUUAAUUUUAGUUGUAAAGAGACAUUGUUUAAAGUCCUUGAACCAAAUUUUAAAAUUUUGAGACAAUUUGCACAUAAUCACACAAUGAAAGUAUCCGAACAUAAAGCGCUUGAUUGUGCAUAUCAGGAACUGAUACCACAAUUAUAUCGAUCUGUUUUGAACAAGGUUAAGAAAAAAAUACCGUGUAAAGGUAAAAAUCAGACUGUGCAUUGUUCUGGGGCGGCUGUGAUAAUUUUGGAAAUGCAGGAAGCAAGAAUUAAUGAAAGGAUUCAAAACGAGAUAGAAAUUAAUAGAAAUGCUUACGAGUCUCUCCUAGAAAAGUCGUUACAAUUUCUGCCCAUUAAUUUGUACGUUAGUUCAGUAACCCUUCAGCAUUGUGUGAGAAUUUUACAACAGCAAUUAGAGCAUAACCCAUCGACAGCUGAAUUAGGCGUCGAAUUGUUCUAUUACAUUCUUUCUCUGUUAAAUGAGGAAACACUGGCGUAUUUACCUACGAAAAUUUUAUUUACGUCAUGUCUAGAAAAAUUAGGACAAUCGCACAUUUGUGGCGUUGAGUAUGAAUUGCCAAGACUGUUGCAGUGGAUUUUGAAAGAACCAAACUUGGGCAGUUUUCUUGCUCCGCAUUUUUCUCCCGUCAAUAUCGGCACUUCUAAUAUACUGUUAAUGUAUUCAACUAUAUGUACGGAAAUUGCCCAAAAGUACGAUAUCAGUUUUGCGCUUUUAUCUAAGUUUGAUAUUGAGAAAUGGUUGAAUACAAAAAUACCCAAACUUAGCCAAAGAUCUCAAUUUAUUGAAUGCAUUAUAAAGGCAUUAUCGACUUUGGGAUACGACCCACCUGUCGAGGCUUUGAUGUUACAUGGACUGUUUAGAAAACACUUAACAACAGUUUUUAAUUUUCAAUUUCCCGAGCAUUACGGAGAAGUUUUAACCCGUCUUUUGAAAGCAAGCAGUGGGAAUUCCGAAUCAAAUUUGAUAUGUACCACAGUAUGGAUCGAUAUAUUAAACUCUCUCGCUCAACCUGAGAAAAUACUUGUGAAAGCACCUUUAAGAGAUCAACUACGACAGUACGCUCAGUACCAAAAAAUGUUGGGUCAUCAAGAACUUCUAGAAACUGCCGAUUUACUCGCUCGGUACUUCACACAGGAAAGGUUUCAGUACGGCCUGUACGGUCUAUAUCCGAAAUGUCGUCAAUAUAUGGAUGUAUACGUUCUGUUAUUCGGCAUGGUUGGUCAUGGUCUAGUGGUUGAUGCGUUAAAUAGUCAUCAAGGAUUACUAGGUGAUAAAAUAUGUGAGAAAAUUUGGCCCUAUUUGAGGGAAAUGUUCGCGCCUUGGUUGAUUCCUUAUUCCAUGCAAAACUGUAAAGAUAACAUGGCCUCCUGGAUUAAACAGUUAGCGGAUGACAGAUCUGUUUUGCUCCCUUGGAUACCAUCGGAUUCUAGUUUUGCUCAGAAAAUGCUCUAUGUGUUUUACGAGUGUAUUUUAUUCAUUAUUAAUACACUUCCGUCUGCAACAAAUAUACUGAGCUACUUAUGGCAGUGGUAUGUCGCAUCGUAUGCUCACGUAUCAGUAAAAGAUCAUAUUUUGACGUUAGUACACGAAGUAUUUGUAAAAUUUCCUUGGGAAAAUUUUUGGCCAUCCCUUGUAGACGUAGAAUAUAUGUUAAAGGUGUUAGAUCAGUACCUUCCAGAAUGUCAUUCGUUUUUGGGUUAUAUACUUGUUUCCGUCCCUUGGGUGAAAUGGAUAAACAAUUUCAACGAUGCUCCUAUGCAGAUUAGGAUCAGAAUUUAUUAUUCUUUUUUGAGUUUGCUCGUUAAACUCUCGGUCGAGCCAAAUGUACGAAAAAACUACUCAGAAAGAACGAAAGUAUUAUUUGUUCAAGCUGAGGCGUUUGACUGGAAAGUACUAGAGCCAGCUGCUUUCCAACAAAUUAUGGACUGGUGGGUAAUGUCUUGUGACAGUGGAGUCAUUUUUAAAUCAGAUCCGUUGGACCUAGAAUGUAGACUAUUACACUUACUUGAAACUGUUUCCGGAUUUGAUAAGGGCUGGCCAACAUUAACAAUUAACUUGGAACAUAAGAGACUGAUAUACGUUAGAGCUAAUAUUAAAUUUUUAUCCAUUUACGUUAGUAGGAAUAGAAAUUUAUUAUACUCUAAACAACGUGACAUACAAAAUGUGAUACUAGGGUUUCUGAAUAAGACAGAACAAGUAGUAAGUACCAAAGAAGAGAUGCACACUUUAUUAGUAGAAUUGUGUGGCAUCGUAAAUAUUAGCGACAUAUCGUUACUUGCCACUAACGUUUUAAUUCAAUGGAUACAAAACAAACCUGGAGAUAGUCUAAUUGUUAAAAACUUGUUAAAAUGUAUAGGUGUAUGUAUGCACGAUCACGAGGUACUAGCAGAUUUGUUGGAAUUGGUUAUAAAUAGCUAUUUUUGCAACACAGUAUCUUCCGAAAAUUACGAAGAGUCAACUUGGACCGAAGUCGUCGAACUUGUAAAUGUUAUAACGUCAAAACCAUUAGAACUAGAACAGGUGUUGAUUAACAAAGGAGCCGUAUUAAGUUUAAAUGUCAUUUUACUGCAGAGAGUCAGAAGGAACAUGGAUAAAAAAGCUGUAUUGAUUAGCUGCUUAAAUUGGAUUGAACAAAUUAAGAUAAAUGAAUCAGUAGAGACGAAAGUUCCAUUAUUAUGGUUCAGUAUCUUAAGCCUUGCUCUAGAUCUGUGCGAUGUGGAUGAAACAACUUCUUCAACAUUGCUACUGAGGUUCGUCGAUAUUCUCUUGCAAACGUCCGAAAAUAAAGCAGGAACUACAUGGGGCAGGGGCUUAUUAAGUGCAAUUGGACUAAGCAAACAGGAAGCAUCGACAUUGAAUUUUAGAUUCGUAUGUAAAGCUUUGGCGGGUUAUAUUUUGGCUCAGUUACCGGACAUGAAGGGGAAACCCCAAACGGUUCGCAGGAUAGAAAACGCACCCGGAACAGUUGGACAACCUGGGGGAAAUACAGACUGUCCCAAAAUUUUGCUUACGUUAGAUUUCGGCCAAACGCAAGGGAAAUUGAAGGAUGCAGCGCAAUUGGCUCUCAAUAUGAUUCAGGAACCAACAAAUUCGCUCCAUAAUAUAAACUCAUAUUUAUGGUUAUUGCUUAAACAGUUUUAUGUUAAAGGUUAUUUGAAGGAUGUCAAUUUAUAAAAUUAAAAUUAUUCUUACAACACAUUUAAAUAUAGUUAUUUUCAUACCUGUUCCUAUAUUUUUUUGUUAAAUAUAAAAUAAUUUAUAAAUAUUUUGAAAACUAUUGUAUUUAGAUAUAAACAACAUUAUACAAAGUUAUCUUUAUU